Molecule: messenger RNA, 4694 nt
Organism: Hyla sarda
Lineage: Eukaryota; Metazoa; Chordata; Amphibia; Anura; Hylidae
Gene: ZFAT
Product: zinc finger and AT-hook domain containing
Exons: 17
Coding region: 194-3808 (1204 amino acids)
Biological process (GO): regulation of DNA-templated transcription
Molecular function (GO): DNA-binding transcription factor activity, RNA polymerase II-specific; RNA polymerase II cis-regulatory region sequence-specific DNA binding
Source: RefSeq, a predicted model, not a curated record
GUUAGUGUCGAUGUCGUCCUCGCAGUUUCCGGGACCGUAGUUGUUCUCUCUUUCUUCCCCGUUAUAUCCCGCCGUACUGGGGGUGAUGGUGAAGGGGAUGGCGGGGAGUGUGGCCGCCCCCGGAGCUGUACUGACAGGCUGCAAGUGUUAACAGACCCGCUGCCGUCUAUGGAGAGGUUCAGCCGCCGGCCAAAUGCAUUCUGUAGAGAACAACUGCAACCAUGACGUCUCCAGGUUGAGUGAAGGAUCCAGCUCCAUCUACAUGUGUAAGCUGUGCAACCUCUUCUCUCCCAGUCACUCGGAGCUGCUGUUACAUGUUACCGAAAAUCACACCAAAGAAGGUCUGAGCCCCGACCACAUCAUCAUCCCCCUGAGACCCCUGGCACCAUCUAGCAGGAGCGCAGAAGAAUUGUGUGUUGUGAAGAGAAAAAGAGGACGCCCGAAAGGUUCCACAAAGAAAUCCAUUGCUGAGGAGGAGCCCACAGAGAGUAAUGGAAGCCUUCCUAAAGAGGACGCCGAGGAGGGACGCCUGUCCCCAGAGCCCGUCCCUGACAGUUUGGACUGCCGAAAAUGCAGCCGAACAUUCUCCAACAUCCGACAGCUGAAGAAACACAUCUGCAUCAUUGUGUUUAAUGACGACGAAGAUGUCACUCAGGGCAAUGACUUCGAAGGGAAGUUUAUUCUGCCAGAUAAUGAAAAGGAGAAGGAAAAACAGCCAAAGAGAUCGCGCCUGCAAAAAAUGGAGAAAGCGCCGCAGACGAAAGAUGCUGAGAAGACCCAAGGGGUGAAUCCCAUUGUCAGCGUCCUGCUCACGGCUCAUGAGGCAAUUCCAGGAGCAACCAAAAUAGUCCCCAUAGAAGCAGCAGCUCCAGCAGUGGAACCCGAAGUUAACUUGCAGGCGACUGAUCCAGAGCAGAGGAAAGGAUACCAGGAAUAUGCAAUUCCGCAAGUCCCUCAGGAACAGGCCGCUCACUCCAGCAGGAUAGGUCCAAACCAGCUAAAAAUAUUCACUUGCGAAUAUUGCAAUAAGGUCUUCAAAUUCAAGCACUCCCUACAGGCCCACCUGCGAAUUCACACCAAUGAGAAACCCUACAAGUGCCCCCUGUGUAACUACGCCAGCGCCAUUAAAGCCAACCUUAGCGUCCACAUGCGAAAGCACACGGGAGAGAAGUUCAGCUGCGACCAUUGCUCCUUCAGCUGUCUCAGUAAAGGUCACCUCAAGGUUCACGUGGAGCGCGUCCACAAGAAGAUCAAGCAGCACUGCCGAUUCUGCAAGAAAAAGUACUCCGACGUGAAGAAUCUCAUCAAACACAUGAAAGAAAUGCACGACCUGCUGGACCAGAAGGUGAAGGACAACUUUGACGAGCUAAGGUUACUGACCCGAGAAGGGAAGAGACAGCUCUUGUACGACUGUCACAUCUGCGAGCGCAAGUUCAAAAAUGAGCUGGAAAGAGACAGGCACAUGCUGGUACAUGGGGACGAGAGACCGUUCGCUUGCGAGCUUUGCGACCACGGAGCCACUAAGUAUCAGUCCCUCGAGCUUCACAUACGAAAACACCCCUUUGUCUACGUCUGCUGCAAAUGUUUCAAAAAGUUUGUCAGCACCGUCAGGUUAAAAUCCCACAUUAAGGAGUUUCACCCCGAUGUUCAGGAGGACUUGAUCUUUAGUAAUUCCAUAAAUCAGAGUUUUUGUCUCCUGGAGCCCGGGAGUGACAUCCAGCAAGAGGCGUUGGGUGAUGUAGACGGUGAAGCUCAGAUAGACUAUAAUGCACCCUCUUCUGUUCCCAAAACGGGCAUACAGGAGAACACUAUGGAAUCAUCUCAGAACCUGAAGGCUCACAGUGAAGGUUUAGUAUCGGGACAACCAUCCCAGUUGCUGGAACACGAGCAACCAAGGGGUUUAUCGGAUUGUCCAGUCUCAAAGCUGGCGGACUCUCCGGACAUGUCCUCGGAAGUUUCAGGUGAAGAUCUUCUGCAAGGUUUGACUGAGAAGGAAAAUAAUAAUCUAUACGCUAAUCUUGGAAACGUACAAAGCGAACGUCACGUAUCUGGAGCCGUUGGUCAUGUGACAAGUGUCAGACCCGUAACACUAGAAACUUUGGCUGAACAGAUUGCGUAUGAAGGCAAACGAGGCCCGGAGGAAACCACCAUAGAGGCAGCAGACACUGGGCUUCUUCUUCCUCCUCCUUCUGCGAACCCAGUGCCGGCGAACUCUGGAGAGAUGGCUGCGUUCAUGACCAUCUUAAACGGACUGCACAAGAGGCAGCUGACUGUGGCGUUGUUUCAGAAGAUCAGAAAGAUUUAUGGGGAACUGGAGUGUGAAUACUGUGGUAAGCUCUUCUGGUAUCAGGUCCACUAUGACAUGCAUGUCCGGACACACACGCGGGAGCACCUCUACUACUGCUCUCAGUGCAGCUACUCCUCCAUCACCAAGAACUGCCUGAAACGCCACGUCAUCCAGAAGCACAGCAACAUGUCCAUGAAGUGUCCGGCCCCAGGCUGCAGCUACUCCAGUCCUGACAAAUACAAGCUUCAAGCCCAUCUGAAAGUCCAUGCUGAGCUUGACAAAAAGACGUAUUCCUGCCCUGCCUGCGAAAAGUCCUUUUCCGACGAUCGUCUUAUUAAAUCUCACAUAAAGGCAAAUCAUCCCGAGGUUUCAGCAAACCUAAUUUCUGAAGUCCUUGGUCGCAAAGUUCAGCUAAAAGGCCUAAUAGGAAAGAGAGCAGCUAAGUGCCCAUAUUGUGACUCCUACUUCAUGAAGAAUGGGUCUGAUCUGCAGCGUCAUAUAUGGGCCCAUGAAGGUCUGAAGCCUUUUAAGUGCACAGUGUGUGACUACGCCACCCGCAGCAAGAGUAACCUGAAGGCGCACAUGAACCGGCACAGCACGGAGAAGACACAUCUCUGCGACAUGUGCGGCAAAAAGUUCAAGACCAAAGGGACCCUGAAGAGUCACAAACUCCUCCACACGGCAGACGGGAAACAAUUCAAAUGCACAAUAUGUGAGUUUACUGCAGUCCAGAAGCCGCAUCUUCUCCGACACAUGGAACAACAUACCUCGUUCAAGCCCUUCGGUUGUGCCUUAUGCCAUUAUUCCUGUAAUAUUCCUGGCUCUCUGAAGAGACAUUACAACAAAAAGCAUCCGAAUGAGGAGUGCGUCAACUCCGGGACGGGAGAAGUCUCCUCCGAAGCCCUCGUCCUACAAGGUGGGAUAAAGUGUCCCGUGUGCAGCUUUGUCUACGGCACCAAGUGGGAAUUCAACAGACAUCUUAAGAGCAAGCAUGGCCUCAAACUGGUGGAGAAUGACAAAGACGCUGCAUGGGAGCAGUCGGAUGUGACCGAGGAGGUCUCUACCCAGUUCCUUCAUAUCACUGAAGCUGAAGCAGAUGUUCAGGGAACGCAGACAGCUGUGGCCGCUCUCCAGGAUCUCAGUUAUACCUCGGAAACCAGUGACAAGCUGGACCCCACGGCUGUGAACAUACUCCAGCAGAUCAUAGAGUUGGGGUCGGAAUCCCACGACGCUGUCGCCUCGGUGGUCGCUAUGGCUCCUGGGACUUUAACGGUAGUGGAGCAGGUGACUGAAGAAGAGCGCUCAGCCAAUCACGCGGUAAUGAUACAGGAAGCUCUACAGCAGGCCUCGGGGUUGGGAGAACAGCACCACCUGGUGGUUUCCUCAGACGAUGUUGAAGGCAUCGAAACUGUGACUGUGUAUACACAAGGAGAAGAGACUUCAGAGUUCAUUGUCUACGUACAGGAAGCCAUGCAACCUGUUACCGAUGGUACAAUGGGGCACAUCCUGCAAGAAAUCUAGCACUGCCCAUAGAACAUUGGUCUCAAACUGAGGCCCUCCAGAUGUUGCAAAACUUCAACUCCCAGCAUGCCCGGACAGCCAACGGCUGUCCGGGCAUGCUGGGAGUUGAAGUUUUGCAAAAGGGAAGCCUUGAUUUACCUUUCAUGAUCAGUGUGGAUCCUCUGGAGGAGGCAGACAGGUGUUUGGCUUUCCGGGCAGGCUGGGAGUUGAAGUUUUGCAACAUCUGGAGGGCCACAGUUUGAGACCACUGAUAUAGAACAUACACCAUGGUGUCCAUCAAUCUACCAUUAAAGGGGUAUUUUAGGCAAAAACUUUUUUUUAUAUAUCAACUGGCUCCGGAAAGUUAAACAGAUUAAAAAAUCUUAAUCCUUCCAAUCCUUAUUAGCUUCUGAAGUUGAGUUGCUGUUUUCUGUCUAACUGCUUUCUGAUGACUCACGUCCCGGGAGCUGUGCAGUUCCUAUGGGGAUAUUCUCCCAUCAUGCACAGCUCCCGGGACGUGACAUCAUCAUUGAGCAGUUAGACAGAAAACUUCAGAAGCUAAUAACUAUUGGAAGGAUUAAGAUUUUUUAAUAGAAGUAAUUUACAAAUCUGUUUACCUUUCCGGAGCCAGUUGAUAUAUAUAUAUAAAAAAAGGUUUUGCCUGGAAUACCCCUUUAAAGCCUCAGCCCUACCUUAUAGACUCUUAUAAAGUAAAGACCAUUUAUCCUGAAUUCGACAUCGCCAUCAGCAUCUACUUUACGACUACCCCAAAGAUGAUCAGUUUCUGCAUCGGAAAUGAGAUUUAUUUUUUAUUUUGAGCAAUAACUGUAUAAAAUUCAUUUUGUUUUUAGUUUGGAAUCGAUUCUGGGAAAUGUUUACAUAGAAUAAACUGUGUAUUUUGCCUGGA